Messenger RNA from Brienomyrus brachyistius, 659 nucleotides. RefSeq names its product crystallin, gamma MX, like 2 (gene crygmxl2). Gene Ontology annotation, molecular function: structural constituent of eye lens. Lineage: Eukaryota; Metazoa; Chordata; Actinopteri; Osteoglossiformes; Mormyridae. The transcript has 4 exons. The coding region runs from base 15 to 659 and encodes 214 amino acids. Gene Ontology annotation, biological process: visual perception; lens development in camera-type eye. The record is from RefSeq and is a predicted model, not a curated record.
UCUGGUCGGGGGCGAUGCGAUCAAUAAUUGAUACCGCCGGUCAAGUGGCUCCCCCAGCUGGAACAAAGCCGCUGAGGGCCCAUAUAAGGUCCGUCACACAGCAGCGGUGCCAGGGCACGGACCACCAGAGCUGCACCAUGGGAAAGAUCAUCUUCUACGAAGGCCAUGACUUUCAGGGUCGCUAUUACGAGUGUACCAGCGACUGCAUGGACACCUUCCAGCACUUCAGCUCCUGCAACUCCAUCCGGGUGAUGGGGGGCAACUGGGUCCUGUACGAGAAGCCACACUACUGCGGCUACCAGUAUGUGCUGAACCCGGGCGAGUACAGCCACUUUCACAGCUGGGCUGGCUUCAGCAACUGCAUACGAUCCUGCCGUCUAUUUCCACCCUACCACGGCUCGUACAGGAUGAGGCUGUACCACAGACCUCACAUGAUGGGUCACUACAUGGACCUGACUGACGACUGCCCCAGCAUGUACCCGCGCUUCCACUGCCAUGACGUCAGCUCCUGCCACGUGACGGAGGGCUACUGGGUGUUCUACGAGCAUCCAAACUACAGGGGGCGCCAGUACUUCCUGUGGCCUGGAGAGUACCGAACCUGCAGGGACUGGGACUGCUACAACACUACGGUGGGAUCCUGUAGGAGAGUGUGGAUGUGA